This is a messenger RNA of Diaporthe amygdali, 918 nucleotides long. RefSeq lists its product as uncharacterized. NCBI's taxonomy places the organism in Eukaryota, Fungi, Ascomycota, Sordariomycetes, Diaporthales, Diaporthaceae. The transcript has 2 exons. The record is from RefSeq and is a predicted model, not a curated record. The coding region runs from base 1 to 918 and encodes 305 amino acids.
AUGGCUCUCGCCAUUUGCUCCCGGCAUCUCUUUGGCCUGAUGCUGGCGAUGCUCCUCGCCGCAACCACGAGCGCGAGUGCAUCGGACGCCGCCCAGCUGGCGCUGCCCUCCUACCACUAUGGGGCACCCAUCGCAGUCGAAUGCAUGAACAGAAGCUCAGAAACGGGCGAGCAUAUCGAGAACCCAGAGAACCAUGAGCUCCAAUGGAUCCCUUUUCCAGUCUGCGAGGAGACCAACAAGCCACUCGAGUUCCACUACGGCAUCGAGGCCGAAGUAAAUUGCACCAUACCCAUGAUCAGCGACCCCUUCUUCCACCUCCUCGAGUUCUACGUCCACUCCGACGCGCCGCUGUCUUGCCGCCUCCCUGCCCGCCCUCCGCCACACGUUGAGAUCGUCGAUGAGAAGCCCGUCGCCCAGGAGUAUAUCCCCCUGGUCUUCGCACUCGCGGGGACCCUGCAGUUCAGCCACAUGCACAUCUCGACGCAUAUGAACGUGCUGCUGCACAGCACGCCAAAACACCACAUACACCCCCACGACAGCGGCGUCUUGGACUCCGGGAUCGCCUACAGCACGAGUCCGCUGAGCCAUAUGGCGGGUACAGCGACCAAGAAGCUGAUCAUCGGGGACCCUCUGCCGCUGAGUUUCAGCAUCCGGUGGUUUCCCACGCCUUCGCUGCCCAAGACAGAGGGCAAGGUCGAGUGGCAGGGCAUGGGUGGGCACAUCUACGCGAGCACUGUAUUUUACAGUCUGGUUUCGUUUCUAGCGGGCGCUUGUGUCACGGCGGUGUACUUCUUCGGAAUGGUCUUGCCUAGGAGGCUUAAAGGAAGAGCGCUGGGGGGCGCCACGCCCCUGGGUUAUGGGCUGAAUGGCGUGGGCAACGGAUGGGGAAUCCCGAUGGCAAAGCGAGCUAUCGACUAA